Truncatella angustata is the source of this 897-nucleotide messenger RNA. RefSeq names its product Alpha/Beta hydrolase protein. The coding region runs from base 1 to 897 and encodes 298 amino acids. The record is from RefSeq and is a predicted model, not a curated record. The transcript has 2 exons. Lineage: Eukaryota; Fungi; Ascomycota; Sordariomycetes; Amphisphaeriales; Sporocadaceae. Gene Ontology annotation, molecular function: arylformamidase activity.
AUGGCCUCAAACUUGUCCUACGAGGUCCAUCACUACGCCAAGGACCAUGAACUUCAAAGGGUCGGCGUCUGGAAGACGCCAGAUGCAACGCAAGGGACUACAAGCCCUUGGGUCAUAUACAUUCAUGGAGGCGCCUGGCGCGACUUCCGCAUAGACCACACGACCUUUAAGCCCACCAUCGACGCCAUCCUGUCGUCGUCCUCAGGCACCAAAUCUUCGUCUUCAUCACCACCACCAUCGUCGUCGCCACCUAUCGCGGGUUUUGCCUCCAUCGACUACCGCCUAAGCCCGCACCCCAGCUUCCCGCAGGACCCAGCCACGACGCCGGCGGCGGCGUACCGCAACGCGUCACACCCGGACCACCUCGACGACGUCUGGUCGGCGCUGGCCCUCCUGCAGCGGACCUACGGCUUCGGCGGCGACUACGUGCUGGUGGGCCACUCCGCGGGCGCGACGCUGGCGCUGCAGCUGCUCAUGGGGUCCGCGGCCGGCGCGGCGCCGCCCCCAUCCUCCGGGGUCGAGCUGCCGAGGGCCGUUGUCGGGCUCGAGGGCAUCUACGACCUGCAGGGGCUCGUGGACCGGCUGGGGCCGGCCUACGCAGAGCUCUUCAUCGGUGCGUUCGGCGAUGCGUCGCACUGGGCUGCUGUCUCGCCCGUGAGGUUUGCGAAGAGCUUCAGGUCUGGGUGGGAGGGGGGAGAGCUUGUGGUGCUGGGAUGGGGGCCGGAUGACGAGCUGAUCGACGGGCCCGAGAUCGAGGGCAUGGCGAGGCGUCUUGAUGAGGACAAGGUCAGGACGGUGGUGUUCAAGGAUCUCAAGGGCACGCAUGAUGGCAUGUGGCAGGAUGGCAGGCCUUUUGCGGAGGUGAUACUGCGGACCUUGGGAGCGUUGAGCAGUUAG